Anopheles coluzzii is the source of this 2166-nucleotide messenger RNA. RefSeq names its product ran GTPase-activating protein (gene RanGAP). Gene Ontology annotation, molecular function: small GTPase binding; GTPase activator activity. The transcript is spliced from 3 exons. Gene Ontology annotation, cellular component: cytosol; nucleus; perinuclear region of cytoplasm. Gene Ontology annotation, biological process: activation of GTPase activity; nucleocytoplasmic transport; signal transduction. Bases 198 to 1994 code for a protein of 598 amino acids. Lineage: Eukaryota; Metazoa; Arthropoda; Insecta; Diptera; Culicidae. The record is from RefSeq and is a predicted model, not a curated record.
AAGAGAAAAAAAACCGACAACGGUAAACAUAACCUCCCGCCCGUUUUGCACCCGAGAGACAAGCGACAGCAUCAGCGGCGUAGCGGCGUUUGUUUUACUUUGCAGUAGAAAAGACGCGCAAACACACUGAAUUUCGCACGUGAACUGUGAAAAAUUGUGAACAAGCACCUGCGUGUUGGUUUCCCCCAAAGAACGAUAUGGCGUCCUUUAACCUGACCGCGAUAACGAGCGCACUGACCGAUCUCGAUCAGCACGGCGUCAAAUGGGUCGGCAAAGCGUCGAAAUGGGGAACGGAAGCGGAAGCCAAAGACCUGAUCGAUGCGAUAAAUGCGUGCAAGGAUAUGCGCUUUCUCAAUUUGGAGGGCAACACGCUCGGCGUGGAAGCGGCCAAAGGCAUUGCCAGAGCGCUGGAAAAGCACCCGGAGCUGAAACAGGCCCUGUGGAAGGAUCUGUUUACCGGGCGCAUGAAGGAGGAGAUCCCGAUUGCGCUGAAGGCGCUCGGGCAGGGCAUGAUCACGGCCGGCGCCCAGCUGACCGUGCUCGACUGUUCCGACAAUGCGCUCGGUCCGAACGGGAUGGUGGGGCUGGUGGAUCUGCUGAAGAGUGCCACAUGCUACACGCUGGAGCAACUGAAGCUAAACAACUGCGGUCUCGGCAUCGAGGGCGGCACCAUGCUCGCGAAAGCGCUGCUAGAAGGACACACCGCUAGCCGGAAGGUGGGCAAACCGCUCGCGCUGAAAGUGUUUAUCGCCGGGCGCAAUCGGUUGGAAAAUGCGGGCGCCAAAGCGCUCUCGGAAAUGUUCGCCACCGUCGGCACGCUCGAGCAGAUCGAGAUGCCACAGAACGGCAUCUACCACGUGGGCAUAACGGCGCUGUCGGAUGCGUUCCGGGUGAACCGGAACCUGCGCAUCCUGAACCUGAACGACAACACGAUCGGGCCGAAGGGUGCGGCGGCCCUGUCCGUGGCCGUGCAGGAUCUGCACCACCUGCGGGAGAUUAACUUUGGCGACUGUUUGCUGAAAACGAAGGGCGCCGUACUGAUCGGGGAGGCGCUGCACCAGGCACACACCGAGCUGGAGGUGAUGGAUUUCGGGUACAACGAAAUCGGACCGGACGGGGGCUUUGCGCUAGUCAAUGCGUCCGCCAACAAGGGCAGGCUGCGCUCGCUCGUGCUGAACGGCAACCAGUUCGGCGAUGAGUGCUGCGAGCAGAUGAAGGAGCUGAUGCGAACCUACGAGCGCGACCGUGCCAUGGAGCUGGAGGAGGAUGCAGGCGAUGUCGACGGGGAGGAAGAGGAAGAAGAGGACGACGAUGAUGGCGAGGAGGAGGAGGAAGAGGAAGAAGAGGACGAUGAGGAUGAGGAGGACGAAGACGAAGACGACGAUGAAACGGCCGAUGAGGACGAGGACGUGGAUGAGACGGUGGAAGGGUACGGCGAGGGCGAGGAGGAGGACGCGGAGGAAUCACUGCUAACCCGCAUGAAGCAACACAGUAUGAGCAAAACGAACGGCGGCACUGCCCACGACGCGUCCGCCGUGUCGAUCGAUCUCGACACAACGCUCCCGUGCACGGUCGAUUCGUUCAUCCGCCAGCACUACCCGUCGGAAACGCUGUUCCAGUCGCUGCCGGACAAGGAUAAGGUGGCCGCCUUCCGCGACUACCUGAAAGCGAUCCCGCAGGAAGACUACCUGGUGCACACGGCCUUCACCAUCCUGAAGUGUUCGGAUCUGUGCGAAAGCCAGCCGGAUGCGCUCGCCGUUGCGCUCGCCCUGUACAAGGAUGCGUUCGAGUUUGCGCGGGCGAACAGGCGGCUGAAAAGCUUGCGCAACUUUUUGCUCAUCCAGCUCGGGCUGCUCAAGUCUGAGGAUCGGAGCUUCCGGCCAAACUACAACGUGCAGAACUGUCAGCGGGCGUUGCGCGACGCGCUCAAGCAGAAUCUAAUACCGGAGGAGGAGACUAGCAUGUUCAAGACGUUCCUCGAUCACAAGGUAUAAUGGCACCAAAGGUUCUCUGUGCGUGUGGUGUUAAUGCCGAUGUAAAUGAGAUUUGUUUACUUUUUAAUUAUUUAAAAACAUACAUGAUUCCAAGAAAAUUGAAUUGCAAAAAAAAACGAAGUAUAAAUCUCGCCUCAAAACGAUCCAAAAAUUGACGCUCCUAUAACGAUAA